AUGGCUAAUAAUACAGUCACUGUGAAUAAUAACGAAAUCGUUCAAACUGAAGCAAGCGAAGAAUCGGCUAAGCUGAAGGUCAGUAAACCUGGGGUCAAUUCAAUAAAACUUUUACACGUGUUUGCAAGUGUAGCUAUUGUUUUCAACCUCUGAAACAAUAGCUCAGAAUAGCUACACUUGUAAAUUACACUUGUAAAAGGUUUAUUGAAUUGACCCCUGGUACUCGCAAUCAGGACACAAUCAAUCAUUAGUCGAGGUGAACUGAUUCAUUCAUGGCGAAACCGGCAAAAACUUAUAAUUAAUCGUCACGUUUUUUGCAGAUCACUGUAGAAAUACCGGCCUCGGAAAAGGAGAAAGUGCUCCAAUUUGUCGAAGGAUGUGGGGGCAAGGUUUUCGAUGGUAAGUUCACUCAGGUUCACUGUAAGUUCAGCAGCACUUCAUACACUUUCAAAGCAAGCUAGAAUCAUAUGUAGCCGUUUCUAGUUUCAGUAGUUUGCGCAUGCAAUUGCAGGCAUUUUUCAGUUUAUUAUAAUCCGAUCAAUCACUUCAUUCUUUAAAUCUAGCAGGCGAGGGAGAGGUGGCUGAAACAGAAACUCCAUCUACGAUCGCAAAGGCUGUGAGAGGUUUCAUUCAAAAACACCCGACCAUCUCAGUUGCAUUUCUUGCAAAAGAAAUCGUCCGACGCUCGCAGGGCACGUUAUCCACGCUGUUGAAUAACCCGCCCUCUACUUUCCCAGCCGGCGCUGGAAGAGAACCGUGGGAAGCAAUGAAAAAGUUUUUGGCGAGUGAGGACGAACAAAAAAACCUGCUAGAAAGGAAAGGUGAGUAUAUUUCGCUGAAUUCCUAAGGCGCUGUUGUGACCACAUCACUGCUAUGUCCUAGGGUUUUCUGGUUUUAAUUAAAUAAAAACCAGGAAAAGUAAAUAACCGCAAAGUAAAACGUGUGAAAUAGGAAAUGCCACACCCAACGGAUCUAAUUAUCUUUGGGAAAAAAAAACCUGAAAUAUCCUGAAUAUCUUAUAUAUUACACAUAUUUACUUCGUUACUUCUGUUAUUUUGCAUGUGUUUUCUCUGAUAUUCUCUGGUUUUCUCCACCGUCAGCGAGAAGUAAAGGUAAGGGCGAGCUGAGCCUGCAGGCUGUGCAGGGCACAGACACAGCUCAAACAGACCCAAACAGCGGACCCAAAAAAAGAAAGAUGUUUGACAAAAUGGAGCUCGCUGCAAUGGACACCAUUUAUAAAGCAUCAAAAGGGCUGCCGACAAGCUCGAUGAUCGAGCGACUGACUUCGUCACUGGGCCUGGAAAAGGACCAGGUAUUCUGAUGUUUUAUAAACGUAAAAUGAGUGCUAAAAUCAGUAAAAUUUACCUCUCGGCUUGGAUCGUUUUACAUUGUUUUUAUUGUCAAGUAUCCAACCAGCUUUCACUUGAUGAACCGCCUCCCUUGAAUGCCGUUUUAGCAUCCAAACAGCUUGAUAGGUUUUCUGCGGAUAACUUAUAGUCACUUGACAAGCAUCGCAUCUUAAACUGCUUUCAAAGUUGUCUGGCGAAGAAAUCGAACAUCCCAAAGAAUUAAGCUGCUUCAGGAUAGUAUCAAGGCUCGUGUGAGGUGCACCAAAGGUAUUCAAAAUCGGCAGAAAAAGGAUCACCAGAAGCGAAAUUCUGAUUAUUGAAGUCAUGACUGAAAAAUUAGCUACACUGGCUACACCUUCGCUACACGUGGGUGAGUUGGUGUUACCCAAGUGUCUGUGCGCGCUUGCAUUAUGCCAGUGACUAUUGUUGCGGUCAGGGUCACUGUUGCGCAGAGUGUAAAAAAAAAGACUGAAAAAAGUAGGAUUUAUGCUAAUAAUGGGAACAAUUUCAUAAUAACUAAAACAUAUUGUUUUUUUCUUCUACAGGUAUCCACCUGGUUUCAAAAUCACCGCCGCCUGGAAAGAGCCAAGUCUUAUACACCGGGGCAGUACGCGCUGACAGAGGCUACUGAUUAA
This is a messenger RNA of Porites lobata, 1984 nucleotides long. The record is from the annotation of a GenBank genome assembly. NCBI's taxonomy places the organism in Eukaryota, Metazoa, Cnidaria, Anthozoa, Scleractinia, Poritidae.